Adineta ricciae is the source of this 387-nucleotide messenger RNA. NCBI's taxonomy places the organism in Eukaryota, Metazoa, Rotifera, Eurotatoria, Adinetida, Adinetidae. The record is from the annotation of a GenBank genome assembly.
AUGAUUGAAGCUUCGAAUGGAAGAGACGUUUCUGAUUAUACAGCUUAUGCGAAAGAAAAUGAAAUUAUUUUACCUAUCGGGACAAAAUUAAAGGUUAAAAGUGAUCCAUUGCAACAACAAAAUAAUUUUUUUAUUGUUCAUUUAAUUGAAAUUGAUGAUGAACAUGAUCAACAAGAGAAAAAGACUGUAUGGACUCGAGUGUCUGGAUUUUUCUCAAAUGCAAAAGAACGAUGGGAUGCAGCUGGUGAGCGUGUUGCUGCUAUCGAGGAUCUCCCAUCACCAGGCGAAACCUUCUUAACAUCCGAUCAAAUUACUAAAGCAUAUGAAAGACUUGACAAAGCCGAAAAACGACUUCAAGAAAUUGCCAAAAAACCACUUUGGACAUAA